AUGGGUCAUUCAACAGCAACGACGCUGGACUCCCCUAGCGGGAGUCAUGUCAAGAUUGGACUCAUGCGUGAAAGGCGAGCUACAGCUACCAAGAUACGGCCCGGGACUGCAGCCAUGUCUGACAGUGACAUGUUCAAAUUACCUCCCGGAGAUGGGACACUUCAAGCACACUUCAGUAGCGAGAGCAACCGUCCGCCUUGUAUUCUCAAACAAGCCGCCGGGUACAUCAACACACCCGGCCUCAUCUCCCUUGGGGGCGGAUUACCUUCUAGCGAAUACUUUCCCAUCUCUGAGAUCGCCAUACGUAUACCUGACGUCUCUCAGAAGCAGGAUCCACUGGACUCGCCUGCUAGCACCGCCCAGAUAGCUCGCAUUGGCAAAUACGAUACCGCGAGCGGCAUCUCGGACUACGACAUAUCUAUUGCCUUCAACUAUGGUCAGGCAACUGGAUCCCCACAGAUGAUGCGCUGGGUGACAGAGCACGUUGAACUUGUCUACAAUCCGCUUUAUGCAGAUUGGGCUGUAUGUCUGACAGUCGGAAGUACGGGGGCUCUGGAGCAGACAGUUCGUAUGCUCUGCGACAGGUCCAGGAAUGAUUCUAUCCUCACAGAAGAGUAUACCUUUGCAACUGCCAUGGAGACCUUUGUUCCACAGGGCAUAAAGGCCUUUGGAGUCAAGAUGGACGAGGAGGGUCUACUACCUAGUCACAUGGACCACGUUCUGGAAACCUGGGAUGAAGAGGCUCGAGGCGCUCGGAAGCCGCAUCUUCUUUAUACUGUACCAUCAGGGCAGAAUCCCACCGGUGCGACGCAAAGCCUCGAGCGGCGACGUGAGAUCUACAGUGUCUGCCAAAAGCACAACAUUUUCAUCAUCGAAGACGAGCCCUACUAUUUCAUCCAAAUGAAACCCUAUACAGGACGGGGGACUGACGUCGCGGAGAGUGAGACUGUUGAUGACUUCCUGUCCAGUCUUGUCCCAUCGUACCUCAGUAUGGACGUUGAUGGCAGGGUUCUUCGAAUGGACUCAUUCUCCAAGGUUUUGGUUCCCGGUUCGAGAAUGGGUUGGAUAACGGCUAGCAAGGAGGUCAUACAGAAGUAUCUCUGUCACGCUGAAGUGGCAAAUCAGGGACCCAGUGGUAUAUCGCAGCUGAUCGUCUGGAAACUAGUGGAUGAGACGUGGGGCCAUGAGGGUUACAUCAACUGGCUUAUUGACCUGAAGACGAACUACACCAGGAGACGCAACGCCUUACUCGCAGCUUGUGAAGAUUACCUACCCACUGACAUCGUAUCGUGGACGCCUCCGGCCGCGGGCAUGUUUCUAUGGCUGAAACUGGAUCAUACUAAACAUCCAGACUACCGGCAUCGUAGCCUGGGUGAUAUCGAGGAGGAAAUCUUCCAGCAUAGUAUUAAGCAGGGAGUUCUGUUUGCUCGGGGCUCGUGGUUCAGAGCCGAGGCGCACAAGGAAGUGAAUGAGUUGUUUCUGCGGGUCACGUUUGCGAGCGCUGCUGAGGAGGAAAUUAAGGAAGACUGGCGAUGGAACAUUAACAAAUAUUCUGGCCAGUCUCCUCUUCAAGACCCUGGUGCGGCUAAAGGAUCGCAAUCCCUGCAAGGCAGAAUCGACGUUUCCGUUUUGUAUCAACAAUUCUUCUUAUUCCCUUUCUCAAUGGCAAGCUCAGAAGACCCUGUUCCUCCAUACCGCGGCGCCCCUUUCCCAACGAAAUGGCGCCGAAACCACCCACGGUCAAAGAAUGGAUGUCUUACGUGUCGCACUAAACGCAAGAAGUGCGAUGAAAUCAAGCCAGUCUGCUCAUCGUGCACUCGAACUGGACAAGAAUGUGUUUGGCCCACCCAAGAGAACACUUCUCAAAGAGCUAUUCCAGAAGACGGCAAUGCCAAUGAGCCACUCGGAGUCUCUGACCCUUCAACGGACUCAGCAGCCUUGCAGUACACGUCCCGUUCACCUUCUCCUCAGGCUGCCCCGACCUACGGCAAUCUAGCUAAUAUAAGUGAUAACUCGCGUCCGCUUUAUCAACAGUACCUAGAUGUCACAGCUGAAAUGCUGACUCGAGGGCCCUGCCUGGAUGGAAAUCCCUUCAUUCACUAUCUUCUCCCAUUGGCUGCAACUGAUACGCUGGUUCUUGAUUGUAUCCUAGCUAUUGGAGGAGCCCAUCUGACUGUCAAUGACACGACUUCUACUAUCCAGAGAGCUCGAGCUUUGGAAGUUGCGACUCGUGGUCAUUAUGCAACUGUACUAGCAGGAUUACAGAAGCUUCUGUCUUAUGAAACGGGUCAGAUCACCCUCCCGGAUGAACUUACCGGUCCACCUACCCCAAUCCGUAUCCUGCUGAUUUUAUUACUCCUCUGCGUAUACGAUCAUGUUCAAGGCCAUUCUCGAGGCUCCAUGUAUCAUCAUCUCAAAGCUUGUGGACAGUACAUCAAUAUCCUCACAUCUGAGCCCACGCCACCUGAUGAAUUGAAAUGCCUGAAAGGAUUUAUCCUGGAGCUCUAUGCUUAUCAUGCGAUCAAAAUCACCAUCACGCCUCGUAGCUUUCUAUCUGACGAGGUAGUGGAAAUUGACCCAUCGGUUUAUUCAUUGGACAUACUAAAAGAGUACAAAUCCAGAGGAUUUCUGCUCGGAUUCGGGCAGGGUCUGUGGGAGAUGGUCCCGGAGAUCUCUCAGAUUGUCGAAGCUCGUCGGGAAGAAGAGAAGAGAGGCGUCAUAGCCACUACCGCUUUUCAGGAGCAGUACAAUUCACUUUUAACGCGACUAGAAGGCUACAAUGCAUUUGAAGAAGACACGAACGGUCUUUGCUCACGCGAAGAACAGGAUGCAGCUGUGGUGAUAUAUCAGAAUGGUCUCAUCGUAUAUCUGCAGUCAGCCUUUCACCCGGACAUGCUUACGGAUCCGAACCUCGCCGCGGAACUCGAAAAUCGAGUCGGGCGGACCAUGUCAGCCUUUUAUUCAUUGUUUGUUAGCGAGUCACCAUAUCGUCGAAUGCUCCUCUGGCCGGGCACUAUCAUGGCCUCAGUCGCAUGGCAUCAGGAGCAUAUCCGCGUGUUCCGUGCUGGAUUCUUGGCCAGAGCUUCACGUACCCCUGGUGCUGUCAAGAUGGGGGCAAAGAUAGUUGAACUUCUUUGGAGUGAUCCUGAUCCUCGAGCCUUCGGUCCAAGAGGUGUGGCUUAUAUAAUGACCAAGCAUGAUAUUAGCUUGAGUUUAUGCUGA
Molecule: messenger RNA, 3222 nt
Organism: Fusarium tjaetaba
Lineage: Eukaryota; Fungi; Ascomycota; Sordariomycetes; Hypocreales; Nectriaceae
Product: aromatic amino acid aminotransferase I
Exons: 8
Coding region: 1-3222 (1073 amino acids)
Biological process (GO): aromatic amino acid catabolic process; regulation of DNA-templated transcription; L-tyrosine biosynthetic process
Molecular function (GO): DNA-binding transcription factor activity, RNA polymerase II-specific; zinc ion binding; L-2-aminoadipate:2-oxoglutarate transaminase activity
Source: RefSeq, a predicted model, not a curated record